Messenger RNA from Caenorhabditis sp. 36 PRJEB53466, 1753 nucleotides. Lineage: Eukaryota; Metazoa; Nematoda; Chromadorea; Rhabditida; Rhabditidae. The record is from the annotation of a GenBank genome assembly.
AUGAUCAUCCGAGGACUCUUUUUGGUUUUAUUGAUUUCCCACUCAAUUCAAGCCAUUCAGGCUCAAUCACAACAGGUAUUAUUCGGAUUCAAGGCGGCGGGCAAAUGAGUUUUUUCACUUUCAGAAUGUCUCUUCCGCCUCCUUCUCCAGCACGACGACCUCUUUCAAUGCUACCACUUCUUCUUCUUCUUCUUCUUCGACCCGUUCCCACUCAACCACUCCUCUCUCUUUCCCGCCAAACUCAACUCGUGUCCCAACAACAACCACAGCGGAACCCGGCGGCUGUUCCGUGAACCGAUCGGCCGGAAACUGUCUGUACUCGAUAAAAGGAGUCCCCCGCAACCUGCACGUCUACAUCGGAUGGACAAUUAUUGCCGCGUUCAUCGUCGGUCAAACCAUUCAUUACUUCUACUUGGAGGCCCAACAGGCAAAGGUUUGUUUGGGAAAUCAGCGAACGAAACGUCUAACCCUCUAGCAAGAAGAAUUUUACAAAACAUUCUCGAUAAUUCUUCGAUAGUCUUCAUGCCCACCAUUUGCAAAGAGUUUGCAGAGUCCGUGACAAAAGGUCGGAACGACAAAAUGUCGGAAAAAAAUUACAAAAAGUCAGAAAACAGGUAUUUUAGCAGUUUUUCCGACCUUUUUGGCUUUCCGACCUUUUGUCACGGACUCAGUUUGCAGAUCCACGCGGAAAAGUACCCGCCACGCCCGCCUGGACCGGCUGCGAGUCAAGAAGAAGCGGAGAAGGACAAGGAGAUGCAGCAGAUGCAGGCGUUCGGAAUCGCCACCAAAUCGGUAGGGAGCACCGGCGUUCCCCCCGUCCAACCGGUGCUGACGCCUCUUUCAGUACCACGUGUCGACAGUCCGCACUCCGCACGGUCCCGUCACGACGGUCCUCGAGAAACGUCCGCUGCGUCCCGUGUUCCCGACGCAUCCGCUCACGCCCGCGCCCAUCUAUCAGAGCCACGUGAAAACGGUGCAGAAGGACGAGGCGAUAGCGCUUCAGGCAAAGGUCUCCGUGGAUAAGUGGGGCCGCGGGCCGGAGCUGCUCUCGCUGAUCAACGAGACGGCGGUGCCGUACGGACAGACCGAGGAACGCGCCCGAUUUGUGAUGGAACUCGUGCAGAGACACGUGGAGAAGAUGCGCGAGCUGAAGGUUUUCGUGCAGGGACUCGUCGAGGAGAAGCUGCGCAUCUGGUGCGGGUCGGACAACAUUGAAGCGGAGAACUUCACGGACGUCAGUUUGGAUCUGAAGUUGGAGGUCUCCGCGCCCGUCCAACUUCUCGUCUCGGUGUUCACCGUCAAGCUGGACGGACAGCCGCCGCAGCAGCAGAAGUCCGCCGCUCCGAUUCCUCUUCCGCCGGCCCGAGUUUCAGAGUGAGUCUCCAGUGCUCUUUUCUCUAUUUCCCCUGCCUAGACUGACCUCGAUCCCGAACAAAGAGACCCCGAAACAGCCGGACGCCGAGUCGAUGGCCGUCAAAAAGGCUAGCAACCGGGACGAGCUGGCCCCGCCGCUUCUGCUUCAAACCGCUCAAAACUCGCUGGGAAGAGAGAAGCCGAACGAGAAAAAUGUGACGCCGGUAGGCUUUCCGAGCGAGAUUUUACGAAACAAUUGGACAAUUUUCAGAAAGUCUCACCCAUUCCGAGCACUCCUGCACCGCCGGAAAAGCCCUCGUCGGAGCAAAUGGCUCUUCAGAAGAGGAAAAAGACGAAGGAGUCGACGUCCGGACACAGUACCCAUCCGUCAUCGAAAUAA